AGUAGGCAAUUUAUUGAAAACUGCAUUUAAACUCAAACAGGCUGUUCAUCAGCUGAUCAAAAGUUUAAGACCAUAGGCAUAAAAAGGUAAAAUCUGCACAAAAAUAUGGCUUUCGUGUCAUUGAUCUUCAGGCAGUCACACUGUCAUGAUCUCCUGAUGGCAAAGGCAAAAAGGCUUUCUCUCGUUGAACGUGGCAGGAUUGUUGAGCUGCACAACUCUCGCAACACGCCAUCGCUGCCAAGGUUGGACGCAUUAAGACAGUCAUUUUACAUUUCUUAAAAGAUACUUGCCGACUUGAGUUAUGGGACAAAAAAGUCAAAUGGUAGACCCAAAAAAAUUUCACCUGCACUGAGCCGCAGGAUCCGACGGGUUGUCCGUGAAGACACAGGUCGAUCCUCGACCCAAAGUAAGGCACUUACUGAUGCUGACUGUAGCCCAAUAACCAUAAGACGUCAUCUGCGAGAGAAGGGCUUCAAGAACAAAAAAUGUUUUCAAAGGCCUCGUCUCCUCCCACGCCACAAACUUGCCCGUUUGGAAUUUGCAAGGGAGCACCAAACAUGGGACAUUGAAAGGUGGAAGAAAGUUUUAUUCUCUGACGAGAAAAAAUUUAACCUGGACGGUUCUGAUGGCUUCCAGCGUUACUGGCAUGACAAGGAGAUCCCACCGGAGAUGUUUUCUACGCGGCACAGUGGAGGAGGCUCCAUCAUGAUUUGGGGUGCUUUUUCCUUCAAUGGGAAAAUGGAGCUUCAGGUUGUCCAGGGGCGUCAAACGGCAACUGGCUAUGUGGACAUGUUGCAGCGGGCAUCCCUCUUGACUGAGGGUCUGUGCGGUAAUCACUGGGUCUUUCAACAGGACAACGCUGCAAUUCACAACGCCCGCCUGACGAAGGACUUCUUUCAGGAGAAUAACGGUGCUCUUUUGGACCAUCCUGUGUGUUCUCCUGAUCUAGAUCCCAUUGAGAACAUUUGGGGAUGGAUGGCAAGGGAAGUUUACAAAAACGGACGUCAGUUCCAGACCGUGGAUGCCCUUCGUGAAGCCAUCUUCACCACAUGGAGCAACGUUCCCAGCAGCCUCCUGGGAACAGUAGCAUCAAGCAUGCCGAAACGAGUGUUUGAAGUGAUCAACAAGAACGGUGCUGUGCAACCAGUGGGCGAGCCUCUGACGAGUCACUUCCAGAAAGAAAUUGUUGGUGUGUUGCAGAAAUUCAUGUUGACAGAACACAGGCUCGUGUGGAACGGCCUGACACGUACUUGGACGGACAGUGAACGAGUUCUGCAUCAAAGAGUGAAUGCAGUGCCCUUUGUGUUAGUGGGAUCGAAUGAGAACACGGUCAAAGUCCUGUGCCCUCUGCAGGCCUCCGGAGUGCACAUGGAGAUCACCCACGAGAAGUUCCACCAGGUCAAUUACGGCCUGGGUGACAUCGUAGGACAAUACCUCAGUGGAGAGAAGCUUAAAGGGCAACUGGAGACUGAGGAAAUGCUCAAAGUGGGCACAACUCUUACAGGUGUAGGCGAAUUGAUACUGGACACAGACGGCACCCUGAAUCUUCGACCCCCUUCUAAUGAUUCACAGUACUUUUUGAGCAUUGCGGACUUUGACACCCUACGAAGAGAGCAAGAGAGCACGGCUGUUUUGUGGAAGGCGCUGGCCAUUGCCUCUGUUUUGGCAGGGGCAGGGGUCCUCCUCUGGAUCGGUCGGCGCUACUACUACCAACUAAAAGUUCGGUGGGCGCGGGAGCAGGAGAGGAGGGAAUUUGAGAGACUGCAGGCCGAAGCCCCAAGAGCGCGUGCUCCAGCAACGGGCCCAGAGGCCUCUCAAGACGGGGUAGAGGAACACAUAGAAAAUGCCUGUGUGAUUUGCCUCUUUCGGCCACGUGACUGUAUUCUGUUGGACUGUGGGCAUGUGUGCUGCUGCCACAGCUGCUACCAGGCCCUUCUGCACCCCCAAUGUCCUAUAUGUCGACAGACCAUCAGCAGAGUGGUGCCUCUCUACCAUGUCUGAGGCACCCAAGUGACUAUAUGAUCUCAGUGGAACGCCACCACCAUACAAACUGUAUCAGCUUUACACAUCAAAAGGUCUAAACUGCUGCACUUACACCUUUAACAGUCAAAGAACAUACUGUAUGUAUUGAGAAAACAUUACAAUUCACUGUAGAGUUUUAUUGAGGUACUUGUAUCUGUAAUUGCAUUUGAAAAAUUUGGAAAUUUGGAAAAUGCAUUAAUUGGAAGAAAGGGUGUACAUUUAUUCAACAGAGAUAUUUAUUUUCCUAUAAGUUUGUUCUGUGCCUUAUUUUGGUAAUUUAUAUCUGCUGCUGUCUGAGAGUGAUUGUAAUAUAUGUGUCUGAAUAAAUUGGGUCAUACGGAGCUACGUUUGUGUUUCAACUACUUUCAGUUAAACAGUCGAGUCACUGGAAGUUACUUAAGUGCCGAGAUGAAGCAUAAGUGUUAAGGUGUAAUUAAUACACUACAAUCAAGUGGAAGUGUGUUAAAUGUUGGUAAUUUAAAAGAAAAUCGAAUAAAGCAUCACUCUUUGAA
Molecule: messenger RNA, 2534 nt
Organism: Micropterus salmoides (largemouth bass)
Lineage: Eukaryota; Metazoa; Chordata; Actinopteri; Centrarchiformes; Centrarchidae
Gene: mul2
Product: mitochondrial E3 ubiquitin protein ligase 1a
Exons: 4
Coding region: 670-2001 (443 amino acids)
Biological process (GO): organelle organization; protein ubiquitination
Molecular function (GO): nucleic acid binding; ubiquitin-protein transferase activity
Source: RefSeq, a predicted model, not a curated record